GUGAUGUCUGACGGGGAAGCCAAAAUGGCAGCGUUAUUAUCUCACAGUAUUUAUGCUCAGGCGAUUUUUGAACAAAUAAUCUAAGUAAUUUAGCAGCAACAUAUUUCUGUUACUGUCAUAUGUAGGCUUUCCUUAAGGUAAUGAUGGUUCCAUGUCGUCCAUAAAUAAAAGAGCUGCGGGUUCGUGAGUGUCACGCACCUGGCCCGCUCAGUGUCGUGUUUCAACAAUUGUAUCCAUUAUGUGGAUGAUGAGAGUUCCCUAGUAUAGUAGUUGCAAAUGAAAAUGGAGGAUAUGUCUCUGUCAGGCCUGGAUAACACCAAGCUAGAGGCCUUGGCUCAUGACGUUUACUCAGACCUGGUGGAGGAUGCUUGUUUGGGGCUGUGUUUCGAGGUACACAGGGCAGUCAAACAGGGCUAUUUCUUCUUGGAUGAGACCGACCAAGAAAGCAUGAAGGAUUUUGAAAUAGUGGACCAACCAGGUGUGGACAUCUUUGGGCAGGUGUUCAACCAGUGGAAGAAUAAGGAGUGUGUGUGUCCCAACUGUAACCGGAGUAUCGCGGCUUCUCGCUUUGCUCCUCAUCUGGAGAAGUGUCUUGGGAUGGGCCGCAACAGCAGCAGAAUAGCCAACCGCAGGUCAGCUAGGACGGAAGAAAGGGCUGUGAUAAUAGCCAGCAGCAACCAUGCAAGCAAGUCAGAAAGUGAUCAGGAAGACAAUGACGAUGUUAAUGACAAUGACUGGUCCUAUGGUUCAGAAAAGAAAGCCAAGAAGAGAAAGUCAGAAAAGAAUCCAAACUCUCCUAGGAGAUCUAAAUCUCUAAAGCAUAAAAAUGGAGAGCUCAGCGGUAGUGUAAAUCCAGACCCUUACAAAUAUAACUAUAGUUCUGGCAUUAGUUAUGAGACUCUGGGACCUGAGGAACUGCGUUCGAUACUGACUACGCAAUGUGGUGUCGUGUCAGAGCACACAAAGAAAAUGUGUACUCGGUCCCAGCGGUGUCCCCAGCACACGGACGAACAGAGGAGGGCAGUCAGGGUCUUCCUCCUUGGGCCGUCCGCGACGACGUUACCCGACUCGGAUACAAUGCUGGAAAAUGAAGGUUAUGAUGGUCCUGACGGCCAGCUCAUCAUGUCCCGCCUCCAGUGGGAUGGUUCCUCUGACAUCUCGCCUUCAGACUCCGCAUCUUCCAAAGCCAGCACCAAUAACUCUGAAUCUAAGAGACCCAGGAAGAAAAAGAAGCCUAGCACACUCUCUCUUAGUAGCUCUGGAGGUGGAGUGGAGAGAGAUAAAGGACAGGAACGAGAAAGAGGUGACAAAGUGGCCGGAGGCAGUAGUAGCAGCAGCAGCUCCCAAAAUACACUCGGUCUGCCCAGUCGGAAAAAACGACCAAAACUGCCAGUUCCUCCGGCACCCAGUAUUUACGACGACCUAAACUAAGGAACAUGUUUGCACUUGUACUUUCUGGGACCUGAAUAUUGUCUUAUCUAACUUGAUCUGUCCUUUUUUCGUGAUUUUAAAUGUUGAUGAAGAAAAUAAGUGGAGUAUGCAUGUGAGAGAGGGAACGUCUGGACUAUAUACGCUUUUGUUUCUGGAAAGUGUUGCACAGUGAAAAGUGAAUGGCGGCAUUAAAGGGAUAGUUCACGCGAAAAUAAAAAUUCUGUCGUCAUUUACUCUCUCAUCUUGUUACAAACCUUUAUACAUUACUUUGUUUGGAUGAACAUGAAGGAAGAUAUUUUGAGGAAUGAAUGCAAGGAAAAAAAGAAUAGUAUGCAAGUCAAUGGGGCCUCUGAUCGGUUUGGUUACAAACAUUGCUCAAAAUAUCUUCCUUCGUGUUCAUCAUAACAAAAAAAUACAGGUUUGUAACAACAUGAGAGUGAAUAAAUUAUGACAUAAUUUUUUUAUUUUUCUGUGAACUAUCCCUUUAAUGUUUUUUGUGUGUGUGAGUUGGAGCAAGAAAAAUUGUCACUUUAUAUUUUAUUUAUGCAGUUCACUGUCAUCCGGCACGAUUCCAUACUCUGUACUGGGAGUAUAUGCGAGUUUUGGGUUUGCAGUGUCACAUAAAAUGUGCCGUUGUGGGUGCGCGCGUGUGUGUGUAAGCAAGAAUGAAUGUGAAUGGGAUGUUGCAAAUAUUUUGUCCCUGGUGGCUCAUGUAACCCAAGUGUAAUGUUGAUUGUAGAUUAAUUUGUGCACUGGUUUUAAAGGAUUUUACAUUGUUUUCAAAAUGUAAUUGCAAACCUGUUGUUUUCUUCUCGACUGCUUUCUGGCCAAGCAGUGCUACACAUGCUUUUUAUUGAUGUCUUGCUAAAUAUUGGACUUUAGUAGUGCACCCAGCAGCCAAA
Molecule: messenger RNA, 2333 nt
Organism: Misgurnus anguillicaudatus (oriental weatherfish)
Lineage: Eukaryota; Metazoa; Chordata; Actinopteri; Cypriniformes; Cobitidae
Gene: atxn7l3a
Product: ataxin 7 like 3a
Biological process (GO): positive regulation of DNA-templated transcription; regulation of transcription by RNA polymerase II
Cellular component (GO): DUBm complex; SAGA complex
Molecular function (GO): transcription coactivator activity
Source: RefSeq, a predicted model, not a curated record